Messenger RNA from Alnus glutinosa, 2395 nucleotides. RefSeq lists its product as uncharacterized. The transcript has 9 exons. The record is from RefSeq and is a predicted model, not a curated record. Bases 21 to 1706 code for a protein of 561 amino acids. NCBI's taxonomy places the organism in Eukaryota, Viridiplantae, Streptophyta, Magnoliopsida, Fagales, Betulaceae. Gene Ontology annotation, molecular function: pyrophosphatase activity.
CCUUCUAAGCGCGACAUUCGAUGAGCUUGAUCCAGAACCAAGACAUGGGCACUAGUCUUCCAGCUUCACCAACAUCGUCUUCGUCCUCCUCCCUCUUUGCAGCCGUAGACAUGGGCACCAACUCCUUCAAGCUCCUCAUUGUCAAUGCCGACAGAUCUGGCAAAUUCCUCACCCUCAGCCACCUCAAAGAGUCCAUCCUCCUCGGCCUCAGCUCCACCCCAACAACCCCAUUUGCCCUUCAAACCCUCCAAGGCUUCCAAGCAAUCUUAUCCUCUCACCAUGUCAUUCGCAGCCAUACUCGCUGUGUUGCCACUGCAGCAACACGUGAGGCAGCUAAUAGAAAUGAGUUUGUUCGGUGUGUCAAGGAAAAGACUGGUCUUGAAGUUGAGGUGUUGUCUGGUGAGGAGGAAGCCAGACUUGUGUACCUGGGUGUGCUUCAAUUCCUGCCAGUUUUUGGGAAAUCGGUGUUGGUUAUAGAUAUUGGUGGCGGGUCUACUGAGUUUGUUGUUGGGAAGGGAGGGAAAGUUAGUUUUGGGGCUUCAUUGAAGUUGGGGCACGUGAGUUUGACUGAAAAGUUUGUGAAACAUGGCCUUGUUGGGCAAAUGAGGGAGUAUGUUAGAUUGGUUAUACGAGAAUCUGGGGUGGUAGAGAAAAUCAAGGAGUGUGGGUUUGAGAUGGUAGUUGGGUGUUCUGGUACGGUUCGUGCAAUUGAGAAGGCUGUGUUUUGUGGGUACGCUAAAAGUGAUGUGUUUGGGAAUGAUAAUGUGGUUUUGUUUGGGGAGUGCAAGAGGGAUUGGACUUGGGGGUUUACUAGAGGGGAAUUGAGGGGUUUGGUUGAGAGGAUAUGUGAGGGAGGGGAGGAAGAGAAGGUGAGGAGAGAGGGAAUGUUUAAGAGCCGGUCGGAGUUUAUUGUGGCGGGGGCGGUGUUGUUGGAGGAAAUAUUUGAGGUGAUUGGGAUUGCGGAAAUGGAGGUUUCUGGAUAUGCAUUGGGGGAGGGUGUUAUUGCUGAGAGUUUAGCAAAGGUGUAUGGUGGCUAUGAUUUGAAUGCCAAUGGAAGGUGGAGGUCUGUUGUGUGGCUUACUACAAGGUUUAAUAGCAAGAAGAGGAUGAGAGCUGCUGCUCAGUGUGCUGGGAUUGCAAAGGAGAUUUUUGAAGGCUUAAGAAAAUAUGAAGAGGUUGCUGCCUCCUUGGAUGAGAAGGAAUUUGAAUAUCUUGAAGCUGCCUGUUUGCUUCACAAUAUUGGCCUUUUCACUGGCAAAAAGGGUUACCAUAAGCAGACUUAUCGUAUAAUCAUGGAUGGUGGUCAUCUUCAUGGUUAUAGUACUGAGGAGGUCAAGUUAAUAGCGUUACUCACAAGACAUCACCGGAAGAAAUUUCCAAAAUCUGAUCAUGCUUCUUUAAAGGAAUUCUCUAAAGAAGAAAAGCAGAAAUUCCGAUCUCUUUGUGCAAUUGUACGUGUUUCUGUAGCAUUGCAGCAGCAUCAAUGCGUAAACAUUCAAAAAAUGGCUUUUUCACAUUCUCAUGGAGGUUUCAAACUGGAAAGCAGUGUUCUAAAUGAUCAAAAUCUGCUGCCUACUACCAUACAACCUUUAAUUGGGGACAGUUUUCCAGAAGUAAGGCAAGAGUUAGAAAACUUUAAAAAGGUAUUUCAACAAGAAUUGUCAGUAGUAGUUCAUUCAAGCACUUCAGAAUCAUCGCAGCCAUAAGAAUACUUGUGCAGGAGGCAUCCAUUACUCUCAAUCUGCUGCUAAAGAUGAUACAACCUAUAUAGGGGAUCCCAUUGAUGGUUCAAUGUUUUCGUCUUAAAAAUAAGCUGUAGUUGACUUUUGAACUAUGGAAGAAUAGUUUUGUUGCUAGUAGGAGCACUUCAGUGGACCCUGGGCAGAGAGAGAUAUUGGGAACAAAUAUCAGCAUCAACUGGGUUUGUGGCCCAAGUGGCGUGGAUUAAGUGAAAGAAAGCAUGAACUUAAAAAAUUGAAGACAUAAUGCACGUGCCCUGUGACCAAUGGCACUUCUUAUCAUCAUCCUCUUGUCCAGCGUCCCUCUAGGAGUCGCCUGGAUUGAUGAUCCAGAGAUUCGGCAUUUCGAUGAAGAUGCCCGGGUGCACAUUUGUUUUGAUUAGUAGUGCUUAGCUGAAGAUUACUCUUGAGAUGUGUGUACGUUUGUUUCGAUUAGUAGUGCUUAGCCGAAGAUUACUCUUGAGAUGUGUACAGCUUUUGGGAUAGGCACUGUAUAGUGAGGCCAAGGAUCAAGAUGGCGGAGACCCCUCUUGGGUAGCAUAGUUCCUUUUCUUUUGGCCCUUAGAUUUUUUUGAUUAUAUGUUAUGCAGUGUAUUUGAAUCUCCGGCCACUUUUGUAGUGCAUAUAUAUGAUAAAUAUCAAGGUUUUAAGUAUUA